AUGCAGAAGACCUGCAACCACCCAGUAUUCCCCAGCCUGCGCCAGAAGCUGACCGCGGCUCGGAUGCUCGACUGUCCAAAGUGCGUGGUCCGCCAGCACGUCGCGGGCAUCGUCGAGAUCCAAGCCGCGCUGGAGCGUCGCGGCGGCAUCUUCGCGUCCAGGGCCAAGGCAAUGGCUGGGGAUGACCUGAGUGGGAGGCAGGAGCGAGCCGUCCACCGGUCGCUCACGCGCCGGUGGCGGCUUGCAAAGAUUGACUUGCACCGCGACUUGGAGCUGCUGAGAAGGCUCCGCGGUGAGGGCGAUGACGAGAGGCGCUGGGGACUCCAGCUGGGUCUGGCUUUUGCGCUGUGGCGGGAGGUGGAGGGUGAGUGCAGUCGGAUCCCGGGGUACAAGUACCUCGGGGACGACGAGCAGCCCGUGGAGGCAGUCAGGUCGGGCGUCGAGGGGGUGAACGAAGCUCAAGGCCCAGGAAUCACUCCGAGGCCGACAGACCGUCCACAUUCAACACCACCUCGCUCGCGCUGGGACACGACGACUCGAGACGACCUGCCCCGCCGAGCCGACACAGAUGGAUCCUCCAACACCCUCAACCCUCCUCCAUCCCCUCCUCCCUCGCCACCUGGAGCCACCCAGCCUGCGCCCUCAACACCACCACCACCACCACCACCACCACCCGCCCUCCAGCGCCCGCCCCCACCAUCCUCCCUCAAGCGCCGACGAACCUCUCCCUCCCCACCGCCUCCCUCCAAGACCGCUCGCCAUGACGAGCGCGUCACCUUCAUCAACACUGCCUCCUCCCUCGCCGAUCCCUCCGACUCCCCGCCCGCCUACCCCUCCUACAAGCGCGCUCACCGAUGGUACACGAGCGCGGAGUUCGCACGUGACCAGAGCGCAUAUGAUCGCGGGUCGGGGGCGUAUCGGCCGGGGACGUGGGCUGUUGAGGAUGACGAAGAGGAGGGGGAGGAGAGUGAAGAGGAGAGCGACAGGGAGGAGGCGGAUGAGGGUGCAUAGACUGAAGACCAUCGGCGCACAGGGACGUGAGAUGGCUACAAGAAAUGGGUGAAGGGAUGUUAUACCAGGAAGACGAUUCAUUACGGCGACAGACCUCCACUCAGUCCUUGACGCCCUCAAUCAAGUUCUUGAUCCCCUCCCCUCUCGCCGUCUUCUCCCACGCCUCCGUCGCAUCCUCAAACGGCGUCACCGAGCUAAUCAACGGCUUGACCUGAAUCAGCCCCUUCGCGAUGAACUUCAGCGCCAAC
Messenger RNA from Boeremia exigua, 1259 nucleotides. RefSeq lists its product as uncharacterized. The coding region runs from base 1 to 1011 and encodes 336 amino acids. The transcript has 2 exons. The record is from RefSeq and is a predicted model, not a curated record. NCBI's taxonomy places the organism in Eukaryota, Fungi, Ascomycota, Dothideomycetes, Pleosporales, Didymellaceae.